Molecule: messenger RNA, 2019 nt
Organism: Guillardia theta CCMP2712
Lineage: Eukaryota; Cryptophyceae; Pyrenomonadales; Geminigeraceae
Exons: 1
Coding region: 1-2019 (672 amino acids)
Source: RefSeq, a predicted model, not a curated record
AUGCCGCGGCGGAGAGCAACAGUCUUCGGGAGGAGACGGAAAGCGAGGAAGAAGGAGGAGGUGAUACCAGCAAGCGAGACUUCGACGCAAGACGAAACAGAACAUGACGACGACGACGACGACGACGACGACGACGACGACGACGACGAGAGCACAAAUGCGAGAAGCGUAUGCAGAAACAGUUCAAGCUCCGAAGAUAUGGCAGACAGUGACGAUUUCAAAGAAUCGAAUCGGGCAGGAACAAAGAGGCAAACAAUAACACAACCAAGAGCUCGAGGACGGAAGAAGAUGACCGCAACAACAAUAAACACGAUAAAAACACCAAGAAACUUGCAGGAACACAACAAUAUCAACGAACUGAAACUGAGGUUGGAGGAGAGGGAACGGCAACUUGCCCUGCGGGAGGUUUAUCUUUUAGAAUGGGAACGAAGACUGUGCAGAAGAAAACAUGAGCUGGAUGCAAGAUUAGGUGAGAAAUCUUGUGAUGCCUGGUCGACAGCUGAAGCUGUGUUUUCCCUGCUAGGUGCCUCAAACCCCUUUGUAAAAUUCCUCCACGCCCUUCAGGUUGCGAAAGUCAAAGUCAUUGACGGGCAGAAGAUUCUUCUCCUCAAGACGUCAAUCGGUGGGAUACAAGCAGCAGGAAACACAAUCAUCAUCAGAAAUGCUUGGACGAAUCUAUUCCAACUUGCAUUCCAUGGCCUGACUAUUCCCAAUGCUCAAAACCACAAAGUUCUCUUUCUGGGUAAGUCUGGAUGUGGCAACUCAUGGUUUGCGUACUUCUGGAUCUGGAAGCUGCUAGACAUGGCACAAAAGAUCUUGUACCAUGUUCAUGACUCUUUCUAUCUGAUCAACAGGGAUUCGGUUGAGAUGAUUCCCAGUUGUGAUCUUCACUACCUGGAUGCAGAUGUUUGGUACUUGUCGGAUCCAAAACCCGGGCAGCAGCCGUUUUCGCCAUGCAGUUGGAAGACAAUCUUCUUCGGCAGCCUUGGUGUAAGCCCCUACAACUCUUUCCGCAGAACGUACACGUUGACAUACUACAUCCCCUGCUGGACUUGGCCUGAGAUCUACUUCCUUGGGAUUCAUUGCUCGACCCAGUCACCCGAGAAGAUACAGACGAUCACUUGUGACUGGGGCAACGUUCCUCGAUGUUUCGUGUCCGAUCCCAAAGACUCUCUCAAGUACGAAUGCGCCAAAGUGAAAUGUCUGUCUUCCAUGCUCGAAGAUGUCGUGUCAGGCAAAGUCACGGACGACACCUUCCCGUUCUCCUUGUUGCAACUUCAACCCUCGCAGGACUACGACAAGAUGAUCUUCAACUUUGCUUCUCCUCGAGUGCAGGACCUUGUCUUCUUGGAGAUGAUCAGAUGGAACCGGAGGAGCCUCCAAGACUUCUUGAUCAAGGAGCCUCGUCCCUCGUUUGCCCUCUUGCGGUUCCAGUUGUUCGAGACUCUGACGCAUCACUGGCUCCGGGGAGCUGGGCAGUGCAGAGCCUUGAGCCUUGAGCCUCGCUGCUCCUCCAGCAGAGGCCGAGCGAGGAGCUCACCGGGUCCGCAUCCUGAUACAGCAGUGACGCUGCCUUUCCAGUUCCAGGGCUACUUGAAGGAGACGCGCUCGUUCCGGUAUGUUCCCAAGGAGACGAUCAGGUCUGGGAAGUACAUCCAAACGGGGAUCAAAACUGGAGAUUUCUUUGACUCGUUUGCGUUCUCCGACGGAUGUAUCUUCUUCUUCAGCAUCCUGAUGCAGCCGGCUGAGGCGCUUGACCGACAGCAGGUUCGGUCCCUUACCCUCCAAGUCACUCAGAAACUUGGAAGAGUUCCGAUCCGAUUCGUCUUCGUCCUCCCGACUUUUGUGCAUGAGAGUGUGAAUAGCGUGUUUGGGUUGGAUGCAGAUGCCCGAUCAGAUGGUAAGGGAUCACAAGGUCCAGGAGGUGAUGGUUCAGAUGUUGAAUGCGAGCAGUUUGUGACAGAAAUCGACGUGAUUUCAGAGAUUGAAAGGUUAGAUUAUGUACAUGUGAGAAAUUAG